Anopheles funestus (African malaria mosquito) is the source of this 865-nucleotide messenger RNA. It is a transcript of the gene mad2, whose product is annotated as mitotic spindle assembly checkpoint protein MAD2A. The record is from RefSeq and is a predicted model, not a curated record. Gene Ontology annotation, biological process: mitotic spindle assembly checkpoint signaling. The transcript has 3 exons. Lineage: Eukaryota; Metazoa; Arthropoda; Insecta; Diptera; Culicidae. Bases 141 to 764 code for a protein of 207 amino acids. Gene Ontology annotation, cellular component: cytoplasm; nucleoplasm; kinetochore.
CAGUUCAUGUCUGUAUGAAAUUUCAUUUAACCUAACAGCAUUCCUGUAGCUCCGGCAGCACAGUUGUAAUCCGAAUUGUUGUGCUGUAUUGUGAGUAAAUUUUACACAUUAACAUUUCAUUUCGUGAAACAAUCAGCAAAAUGACAACGCAAGAUCAUAUCAUCACGCUGGAAGGCUCAGCAUCAAUUAUACACGAGUAUCUCAAGUACAGCGUGUAUUCGAUCAUCUUCCAACGAGGUCUCUAUCCGUCUGGAGAUUUUUUGCCGGAGGAAUAUAAUGGUGUGCCAGUGAUGGUUUCACGCGACGCAAAAAUCAAACCUUACGUCGAGCGUAUAAUGAAGGAAGUUCAAGAUUUGAUAGUGAAAAGGAUGAUAACCAAGGUUACCGUGUGUAUAAUUACGGUGGACAAAAGCGAGAUAAUCGAACGUUGGGAUUUUGACAUAAAACCCGAAUACGGGAAUGAAGAGGCAUCGCCUUCGGAAAAACCUUUAUCGAAGAUUCAGUCGGAGAUACGCAAUGUUAUGAGACAAAUCAUUUCUACCGUUAGCUUCCUGCCAUGUCUCGAAGAGCGCUGCUCCUUUGACAUAAUGCUCUAUACUCCGCAGAGUGUUUUCGAGCAAAAUCCAAACCUGAACAACGAAUUCUGCGAAGAGGAUAUCAAAUGUAUUGAGAUAAAGAAUGGCCAAACUGUUAAGCUGAAACAAUUUAGUACCGGAGUAAAUGCAGUCGACACAGCUGUAGUAUAUCGUUUGAAUGAAAAGUAAAGUUGUACAAAUUGUGUGCCGUAUAUAAGGGUGGAACAUUAAAUCGUUACUAAACAUCAACCGUAUUUUCAUACCAAUAAACUUGUUUUUCUCAUAUUUUA